Molecule: messenger RNA, 9301 nt
Organism: Parasteatoda tepidariorum (common house spider)
Lineage: Eukaryota; Metazoa; Arthropoda; Arachnida; Araneae; Theridiidae
Gene: faf
Product: ubiquitin carboxyl-terminal hydrolase-like faf
Biological process (GO): cell migration; protein deubiquitination
Cellular component (GO): cytosol; nucleus
Molecular function (GO): cysteine-type deubiquitinase activity
Source: RefSeq, a predicted model, not a curated record
AGAUUAGCAACUCAUACGACUACUGAGUCACUAGCCGGUCAACAUAGGCACGUAAACCUUGCCUUUCCUUUGUAUUAUAGAUGAACGUUUUUACAAAUAAUGUUACAUUUUUGCAUAGUAAAUAUAGAUGUCUGAUACAUAUUCAAAGGGGAAAUCGGACCCAUCGGUAGGCUUAAGCAAACAGAAACAAUACGUAAAAUUAAAUACCGAUGUUAAUCUAAGAAAAUACAAAGACUGGCUAGUUUUUAAAGCGGUGUGUAAAGUAUCAGUGGAAUAAACAUGACUAUUGUCAUGCGUGGUGGACAAGUUGGUGGUGGCGGGGAUUCACCACAGGAAAAUAUUCCAAUGCAGUCAAGAACUAACCCAGUACCUAGUCCAAAUACUCUAAAUGAAAGUGAUGGUAGUGGGGAUCAAGAUGAAAGCAAUGAACUGCCCGAAGGACAAGAGCCAGAAUUUCCUCUGGCUGAAUUAGCUCGCUUAGAUGAAAUGAUAAAUAGACCAAGAUGGGUUGUCCCCGUUUUACCAAAAGGAGAACUUGAAGUUCUUUUAGAUGCAGCUAUCAGUUUAUGUAAAUUAGGUGUAGAUACUCGUAGUGAAGCUUGUCAAAGGUUUUUCAGAGAUGGGCUUACAAUAUCAUUUACGAAAAUACUCACAGAUGAAGCAGUUAGUGGUUGGAAAUUUGAAAUUCAUAGGUGCAUAAUGAAAAACUGUGAACAUUUAGUAGAGAUUUGUGUUUUAAAACUUAAACAAGACUGUCUCCCUCUGCUUGAGUUAUUAGCUAUGGUGCUCAAUCCGAAUAGCAAAUUUCACACGUUUAAUGGCACAAGACCUUCUGAAACAGUUCCUACUGGCUCUCAAAUUCCAGAUGAUGAAGUAUUCGCAAGGCCGGCAGAUUUGAGAACGCCUAAAGGUUGGCUGGUAGAUCUGAUCAAUAGAUUCGGUACCCUUGGUGGUUUCGAUCUUUUGUUGGAACGAUUUCAAAGCCAUGUUGCCAUUUCUGUUCCUGUCAUUGCUGCACUUAUUAGACCCUUUGGAAUGUGCCAUGAUUUACUCACAGUGCAUACUGUAGAAAAAUAUUUUAUGCCUAUUGUUGAAAUAGUGCCAUCUUUUUUGGAUAAUCUCACAGAUGAUGAACUGAAGAAAGAGGCCAAAAAUGAAACAAAAAAUGAUGCUCUUUCUGGAAUAGUGAAAGCAUUGAAGUGCUUAGCUGCAAAAGUUCCCAAUCAAGAAAAUACUGUGAAGAGCUUAGAAACUUUUAGAUUAAAAAUGAUAUUAAGGCUAUUACAAAUUUCAUCUUUCAAUGGAAAAAUGAAUGCCUUAAAUGAAGUUAAUAAAGUAAUUGCUAGUGUUUCAUAUUAUACUCAUAGACAUGGCCAUGUUAAUCCAGAGGAAGAGGAUUGGCUGACAGCUGAAAGAGUAGCAGAAUGGAUAAAGGAAAACAAAGUUCUUCAGAUUGUACUUAGAGACAGUUUACAUCAGCCACAGUAUGUGGAAAAGUUAGAAAAAAUUCUUAGAUUUGUAAUAAAAGAGAAAUCUUUAACGUUGGAAGAUUUAGAUGACAUUUGGGCUGCUCAAUCUGGUAAACAUGAGGCUAUUGUGAAAAAUGUUCAUGAUUUGUUGGCCAAACUUGCAUGGGAUUUCACACCUGAACAGCUUGACCACCUAUUUGAAUGUUUCCAAACAAGUUGGACAAAUGCUAGCAAAAAACAAAGGGAAAAGUUGCUUGAACUAAUCAGACGGCUAGCUGAAGAUGAUAAAGAUGGUGUCAUGGCUCAUAAAGUAUUGAAUUUGCUUUGGAGUUUGGCUCAUAGUAAUGAUGUGCCAACUGAUAUCAUGGACCAGGCUCUCACUGCUCAUGUAAAAAUCCUGGAUUAUAGCUGCUCUCAGGAUAGAGAUUCUCAAAAAACUCAUUGGUUGGAUCGAUGUGUUGAGGAACUUAAGAAUGACAAAUGGGUUCUUCCUGCCCUGAAACAAAUCAGAGAAAUCUGUAAUCUUUAUUCAGAAGCACCUCCCAAUUUUAAUCAUGCACAGAGAUCUCCUCACAUGCUCUAUCGACAUGAAGUGAUCAAUAGGUUGCAGCAGCACCACUCUCUUGUCAUCCUAGUGGCAGACAAUCUCACAACGUACAUGAAACGUGCACAUCUGAUAGCAAAAGAACAUCCUGAAUUAGAUCCCAAUUCAGUUUCACCAGAUAGCCGGUUUAGUCAUGUCCAGCAAGUUCAAGAACGUUUGAAUUUUUUAAGGUUUUUACUUAAAGACGGGCAGUUGUGGCUUUGUGCUCCUCAAGCAAAGCAGAUUUGGUCCUGUCUUGCUGAAAAUGCAGUUUAUGUCACAGACCGUGAAGCGUGUUUCAAAUGGUUUUCAAAGCUCAUGGGUGAAGAGCCAGAUCUUGAUCCAGACAUUAACAGAGAUUUCUUUGAAGGAAUUGUUCUACAGUUGGAUCCUUGCUUAUUAACAGAAAGUGGGAUAAAGUGUUUUGACCGUUUCUUCAAAGCUGUAAAUUCCAAAGAAAGCAAACUUAUAGCUAAAAGGAGGGCAUUUUUAAUGAAUGACUUAGAGCUUUUAGGUUUAGAUUACUUGUGGAGAGUUGUGUUGUGUGGGAGUGAAGAUGUUGCAAACAGAGCCAUAGAACUAUUAAAAGAAACUUACACUAAUUUAGGACCUCGUUUACAAGCUAGUCAAAUGGAUAUCCAUGAAGAUUUUGUGCAAUCCUGCAUGGACAGGUUAAAAGCUGCUUUUGACACAAUAUCAGUUCUCGAAAGAGAUAAAGACAGUUUUAAUAGACUGAGACAAGAAACAACCAGAAUGGUACGUGUGUUAAAAGUCCUGAGAGAGUAUGUUGGCCAGUGUGAUGGUGAUUAUGGAGAAGAAAGAUCCAUUUUACCAAUGGCAAGGGCACACAGAGGCAAACAGUUAACACUAACAAUAAGGUUUUCCAAUCAAGGACGUAGCUUUGAAGACAAUACCGAAGUGUGGACACAUUCAAACGACACAUUAGGUGCAGUACGUCGCCAAAUUUUAACUAGGGUCAAAGCAAAUAAUGUAAAUAUGAAAGUAGAUUUAUUUGUCAAUGGUGAAUUGCUUGAUCCUGCUGACGAUAAGAAAUUAGUUUCUCAAUUACCUCUCAGGGACAAAAUGGUGAUAUCUGCAAAGUUGUGCCAGAUUGGAACAAACAUGCCCUCUUCUCCUGAUUCAAGUUCAGAUAGUUCAACUGGCUCCCCUCAACACCCCUUUGAAGGACCUAAUGCUGAGGCAGAAAAUUGUCUUCCCGGUGUUUUGAUGUCUCAGCAACAGCAAUAUGCUCAGUUUCUAUUUCAACUUGCUGAUUUAGGGAGCUCUUUGAAUGUUCCUGCUUUAAGAGAUGAGGCCCACGCUGUUCUAAAAUUGAUGCCUCCUGACAAUUAUACUCUAGAGAGAUUAAAAAAGAUAUGCCAAGAAAAUGCAAGUCUAGGGGAUAGAUCUACCCUCGAAAGUAUUUUCUAUGCACCAUCUCCUUCUCAAGUACUUUAUACUCUAGAGGUUGUAUAUACAUUGCUGAUGCCAGCUCAUAAUCCAAUGUCUGAAGAUGCUCAAAAAUUUCAGUACAACUUUGUUUGUAGUGGUGGUGUGCCUGUUUCAUUAGGCAUGCUUACAAAAAAUAAUUUUUUAGAAGGUGCUGAUGUACCUACUAAAAGGGCAGCAUACUUAAUUGUUUUAAAAAUAAUGAAACUAAUUUUAACAACUGUUGGCAAGUGUAUAGUACAAGUUGAAUCAGAAGCUGUGCGAGUACGUAAUGCUUCUGGAACAAUGUCCCCAACCUCUCCCAGUUCUGUUACUCUGCAAGGUAGGCCAUCUGUCUUACAGCAGGCUCUCAAUCACAUACCUCACCCUAAUUCCGAGUUCAUGCUAAGGAAUGUCUCUGCUAGGUUGGCUCAGCUUUUACAUGAUCAAGCCAUAAAUCAUCGUCCAGACCUUUGUACUGUAAAAGCUAUUAAAAAAAUGGCUUGGGCUUCCUCUUCGGGCUCAAUGGAAUUGUUACAUGCCUCUCCAGAUGAACUUCUAAUGCAAGAUAAAGUCUCAAAACCCACCGAAAAUGAAGAGAUUAUAUUAUGUCGUGAAGCUUUAGAAGUCCUGACAAUUUCACUAGCUCUAUGUCCAGAAGCCUUAGACACACUUAUGAAAGAUAAAACUUGGCAUCUAUUUAUAAUAGAAUUACUACUUAUGUGUAAAAACAGGUCUAUUAGAGCAUGUGCUGCCGAACAGUUCUUACUUAUUGCCACAAAGUGUUAUCCUGGUCAUCAGUGCCUUAUAUUUUCUAUAACUCUACUAUUUACUCAGCUAAUGUCAUCUGUGAAAGAAUAUGCGAAGAAUUCUCAUGAGUUUUUCACACUACUCUGCCGCUUGUUGAACUAUGCCUGCUCAUCAUCUUGUCCAUUGCCAACUGCUCAGAAUCUUUUAAAUAAGGAAAUUGAAUGGUUGAAAGCAGUAAGAAGUAAGGUUCUUGCUACUGGUGACAGCCAAGUUGAUGAAGCAUUGCUUGAAGGGCACUUAGGAGUUACCAGAGAGCUUGUAUCGUUUCUUGGGCCUGAUCAAAAAUAUGAAGUUGGAGCUGAUCCCAACUCUCCUAGAGGAAAUCUCAUCAAAGAGCUUGUGGAAGAUUUCAUAUUUCCUGCUUCAAGAGUUGUGCUGCAGGUGCAGCGUGGUGGCAGCGAACUGCCCUCUGAGCAAGCUAUACCUGUAUGCUCGUCAUCCUCUUCUGUUGUAGCUGCUUUUGAGCUGCUUGUGUCCAUCUGCACAGGAUGUGCUCCCAAUUUGAGGUUACUUGUUGAUAUGCUCUGUGAAAUGUUUUACUCUGCAAAUGACCCACCUUUAACAGAAUGGGAGUACCUUCCACCUGUCGGACCAAGACCUCUUCGUGGAUUUGUUGGCUUGAAGAAUGCAGGUGCCACCUGUUACAUGAACUCAGUGCUACAGCAGUUAUAUAUGAUUGAGGAUAUUCGAAAUGGAAUUCUUUCUGUAGAAGGUGCUUGCACAGACCCCAAUGAAGAUUUCUCUGGUGAAGAACGUGUUGAAAGCGAGCAACAGAGUAUAUCAGAAUCUGACACAGAGGGAAAUGAAGAGAAAGGCUCAAGAGAAGAAUCUCGUAAAGAGUACAACUUAGGAGUUCUCAAACAGGUCCAAGCAAUUUUUGGACAUUUAGCUUGUAGCAAGCUGCAGUAUUAUGUGCCACGAGGAUUUUGGAAACAUUUCAAACUUUGGGGUGAGCCAGUCAAUUUACGAGAACAGCAUGAUGCUCUUGAAUUUUUUAACAGUUUGGUUGAUAGUUUAGAGGAAGCUUUAAAACUUUUAAAUGAACCUUGUAUAUUGUCUCAGAUUUUAAGUGGUUCUUUUGCUGAUCAAAAAAUUUGUAAAGAUUGUCCUCAUAGGUAUUCCAGAGAAGAAUCAUUCACUGCAUUGAAUAUAGAUAUAAGAAAUCAUAGCAAUUUAUUAGAUUCCCUUGAACAGUAUGUUAAAGGAGAUUUAUUGGAAGGAGCUAAUGCUUAUCACUGUGAGAAGUGCAAUAAAAAAGUUGAUACUGUGAAGAGGCUGUGUAUAAAAAAGUUGCCUCCCAUUCUUGCUAUUCAGUUAAAAAGAUUUGACUAUGACUGGGAAAGGGAAUGUGCUAUAAAAUUCAAUGACUAUUUUGAAUUUCCCCGAGAGUUUGAUAUGGAACCCUACACUGUCAGAGGUUUAGCAAAAAUUGAAGGUGAAAUUAUUGAAGAAAAUUUUAAUAUUGAUAAUGAAACCUGUUGCACAAAAUAUAAACUAUCUGGUAUAGUAGUUCACAGUGGUCAAGCUAGCGGUGGUCAUUAUUAUUCCUAUAUUUUGCAUAGGCAUAGUGAUGGAAGUUAUAAAUGGUAUAAAUUUGAUGAUGGGGAAGUUAUGGAGUGCAAGAUGGAAGAUGAUGAGGAAAUGAAGAACCAGUGUUUUGGUGGAGAUUAUAUGGGUGAAGUGUUCGAUCAUAUGCUAAAAAGAAUGUCCUAUAGGAGGCAAAAGAGAUGGUGGAAUGCAUACAUUUUAUUCUAUCGACGGGUCGAUAUGGCGAUGAAUAUUACUAGGAGCCUAAAUGAACUAGCAUUAGCUGACAAUAAACAAUGUAUAGUCAAAAUGCCUGUUGCAAUAGAAAGAAGUGUCCGACGACAAAAUAUAAAGUUUAUGCAUAAUAGAAACCAAUUUAGCUUAGAAUAUUUUCAAUUCAUGAAGAAACUUAUUAUGUGCAAUGGUCCUUACGUUAGUGGACCACAUGAAAAGUUGAGUGCUGAUGGUGAAGAAUUAGCACUAAUUAGCAUUCAGUUAGCUUCCAAAUUCCUCUUCACUACUGGGUUUCAUGCCAAAAAGACACUAAGGGGGCCGGCUCCUGAGUGGUAUGAUGCUCUCUGUAUACAUCUUAGAAAUUAUUGUUCUGUUCGGCGCUGGUUUGCCAACAAUGUUUUAUUUACCAAUCCCCAUAUCUUCUGUGAAUAUCUUUUAGAAUGUCCCGGUUCAGAAUGCCAAAAUGUGUUUCAUAUUUGCAGAGGUGCCAACUGCUGCCGAUUUUCCGUCCGCCUUGCGUUCAUGCGUAUUCUUGUAUUUAUAGCUCAUUUCGCAUUGCAAGAUGGCCCCUACACUCCUCCUGCUUUAGCCAAUCUUCCCUAUGCAGUUGAUGCUAGUGCAACUCUUGCUGAUCACUUAAUAGUAGCUGUUUUAAAUUUGCUCAAAAAAGAAGUUUCCGAACACGGAAGGUCCCUCACUCAAUAUUUUAGCCUCUUUUCAAUGUUUGCUUCCCUUGGAGUUGCAGAGCGAACCAUGCUUCUUAAAUUAAAUGUUCCUGCUACAUUUAUGAAAGUUGCUUUAGACGAAGGUCCGGGUCCUCCUAUAAAAUAUCAAUAUGCUGAAUUAGGAAAGUUAUAUCAAGUGGUCAGUCUACUGAUAAGAAGCUGUGAUGUUAGUUGCAAAACACAAUCUUCCCAUGGUGGAGCACCAUUGCCUAAUCCUUUUGUAGGUGAUAAUGUUCAUCAAGAUUAUAUAAUGCCUAUACAACCAGAAGUGGCUGAAAUACUUUAUAACAAUACAUGCUACCUGAAAAAAAUCAUAGAAGAUGCAAAUACUUCAGAAGAUACAUUUAGACUUCUAAAGUUUUGUUCGUGGGAGAAUCCUCACUUUUCUUCUAUGGUGCUGAAUGAAUUGCUGUGGCAGGUUUCUUAUUCAUAUACAUACGAGCUUAGACCCCAUUUAGAUCUAUUAUUGCAUAUGCUUCUGAUUGAAGAUUCUUGGCAAAAUCAUAGGAUACACAAUGCUCUGAAAGUAAUGAUCUAUUUAGUGCACCUAAUCAAGCGAUUGAAUGAUAAAGGUUCAAAUUUGGAAACUAGAAUAAUGUAUUCAAACUUGUCGAUUGCAAACUUAAUAAGCGCCUCACAUCCAUUAUCUUUCCUGCCUUACAUAAAGGACUUAUACCCGAAGAUUGGUAUUCCGGAAGACAGAGAUGGGUUGUUUGAUACAAUUCAGAGAAGCAAAAAUCACCACCAAAAAAGAGCCUAUCAAUGUAUAAAAUGUAUGGUUAACUUAUUUAUUUCCUGCCCUGCUGCUGCUCAAAUGUUGCAAAGCAAUGGAGAUUUAAAACGCAAGUGGGUGAAUGCGGUAGAAUGGUUACAUGAUGAGCUAGAGCGGAGGCCAUAUCCGGCUAAUGCCCAGUAUGGAUACAAUAGCUGGUCUCCACCUGCGCAGUCCAAUGAAACAACAAAUGGCUAUUUUCUUGAACGAUCUCACACAGCUAAACUUACUCUAUCUAAAGCUUUUGAAUUCUGUCCGGAUGAGGAUGUGGAAGACCAAGAAAUGUCGGAAGAUGGCGAGAGUCCUCCACCCGAAGAUAAAGUGCAAGUCUGGCAGGGGAAUGAAUCGAGCACCCCCCAACAUCCUAGUCCUCCACCUCCUGCUCCGUCAGAAAAUGCUCCUGAUGCACCCAAACACCAGCCUACAUUACUGUCUUCAUUUGACAUGCUAGAAGAACCCUCUGGAAAUGUGCUUGUGACCUCCAACAAUGACAAUCCUUCAGAUGAGCAACACACACCAGAUUCGACGUCCAGCUCCAUCACGACCACCGUCUCUCCGACGAACGUUUCCAUCGGUGGAGAAACAGUGUCUUCGCAGGGUACCCAGCCUGUUUCCUCUGCAUCGGAAAACUCUCCAAAAAAUCUAUUGGAUCUAAAAGAACUAUUUAAAAACGGACAAUUUGUUCCAGAUGUCUCACCCAUGGAAAUUCAAGACUUCCCUGCCGAAAUUCACAAGGUGCGCAGGGUGUAUCAGUAUAAGGAACCGAUAAGGCGCAAGAACCGAGGGAUGGACGACGUGAGUUCGCUGGAGUUGAGGAGGAUAGUUCCGAGAACACGACACGACAGGCAAGAUCUUAGACACAUUAGAUUACAAGAGAGUCUAGUCCUGCAAGGAACACAGAGUGUUGCAAAAGAGAAAGAACAUGAGAAUAAGUAAAGAAGACUAUUUAAUAAAAGUGAGAUUUUGUGCUCAGUGACAUUAAAUUCCACUUAGUGAGUUAAUAAUUGACUGUAUGAAAAACUAUGCAGAAUUUCAUAUUUAUACAUAAAGAGAGCUGACCCUUCCCCUUUGGUUUGCUGAUGCCAUGCAUUGCUGUAUUAAUUGUAGAUAUUUUUUAAAAUGAAUUUAAAAAUGAAUUUUUUUGUAAUAUUUUUAUUUUAUUAUUGAACAAUUGCUUUAAAGAUGGCCCCAUUUUUGUUAAAUAGGUUUAAAUGAACUUUGACUCCCCUUUGUAAUAAAACUUGUGUAUAAAGUCAUUUUUUUCAUAUUUUUAGGAACUUUUUUUAAUUUCACUUAAUUAUUAUAUUGCAUCAUAAGGCUUGCCAUCUAAUAGACAGUUUUUAUCUGUGUGUUUAUGCGUCUUUGAUUGGAACUUAGUGAUACAUUGGGUCAGUUCGCAAAUGAGUAAAUUAUUGAAAUGUGCUCUGUGAUGAACUGCAGCUGUGUAGGGGGGAUAAAAUUGUGGGUUUUUAUGUUCCCUGUUUUAUUGUUUUUGUAUAUUUUUCAAAAUUAAAUUUAGUGAAGAGAAAAAAAAUGGGAAAUUAAACAAAAAACUGCCAUUUUUUUGAAAUUGUAAUUAGUAGUUGAAAAAAAAAUGUUUUGAAAUUACCUAGUGGAUUUUGAGUUUUCCCUAAAAAGUAAAGCUCAUGACUAUGUGAUGCUUUGGUAAUGCUUUAAAACUGUAAAAAUAAAUAUUUCAUUAUUAUGUAAUUUAAUUGUAUUAUCUGAAAUAAAGACUAAUUUUAAUAUUCAA